Cyprinus carpio (common carp) is the source of this 4577-nucleotide messenger RNA. RefSeq names its product formin-like protein 1. Gene Ontology annotation, molecular function: small GTPase binding; actin filament binding. NCBI's taxonomy places the organism in Eukaryota, Metazoa, Chordata, Actinopteri, Cypriniformes, Cyprinidae. Gene Ontology annotation, cellular component: cytosol. The transcript is spliced from 27 exons. Bases 649 to 3741 code for a protein of 1030 amino acids. Gene Ontology annotation, biological process: cortical actin cytoskeleton organization; cell migration; regulation of cell shape. The record is from RefSeq and is a predicted model, not a curated record.
GUGUGUGUGGUGUUAUUUAGUUGUCUUUAGCAUCCUAGCAACAAACACCAACGAGUAACAUGAGACUCUGGUUGUAGGUGGACAUCCGAGUCAGUAUCAGGUGUUUAUAUAUGACACACACACACACUGGUGAGAGUCUACAGAUCCAGCACUAGGACCCAGAAGCUUCCCGGUCCCUGCCUCCUCUCUCAUAUCACUCACUCCUCUCCUCCCUACCUGAACUACUCACUCCAGGAUGGAGCAGAGAGAUGUCGCAGAGACCAGAAGACGACCAAGAGACAUCAGAAUAGACAACAGCCUUGCCUACUGGCGUCAUUUUUCUUUCUAUAUACAUAGGUUAUAGGUUUUGCCUGCUGCAAACGGACAACACCAUCAGAAGACUUGGAAGAACCUGAAUAUGUCAGCAACUAUGUAAAAAACACAAUCUUUUAUGGACUUUUUUCAACAGAGCCAAAUUCUGUAAGAUUCAAACUGGAUUUUAUCAGUGUUUUAAAAAAGUCCCACCAUUGGACCUGCUACAGUGGGACUAAACAAGAACACAUACUGGAGUGUUUAGAAUCAGUUAGGAAGUUGUAGAGCUUAACUGAGCGAGACUAAUACUAUUUGGUCUGUAUAUGUGUACCUCUGCGUGUAACUCAGUAUACAGCCAUGGGGAAUGCAGCUGGAAGUCUGGAGAUGUCACCCGGACGGGACGUCAAACGGCCCCUCAGCACUUAUGGGCAGAAACAGCCACCGGCCCCUAAACUGCCCCUACCACCUGAGGAGGAAUUAGAGGAGAGGUUCAACAUUGUGUUGAAUUCCAUGAAUCUUCCACCUGAUAAAGUGAAGCUGCUCUGUCAGUAUGACAAUGAGAAGAAAUGGGAGUUAGUUUGUGACCAGGAGCGCUUUCAGGUGAAGAAUCCUCCAUCAGCGUACAUCCAGAAACUUAAGAGUGUAUUAGAGCAGGGAGGAGGCAGAAAGUUUAAGAGGAGAGUCCAAGAAUCCACACAAGUUCUAAGAGAGCUGGAAAUCUCUUUGCGCACCAACCACAUCGGGUGGGCUGAGGAGUUUCUAAAUGAAGAAAACAAAGGUUUAGAUACGCUAGUGGACUACCUCUCUUUUGCUCAACGUGCAGUCACAUAUGAAAUGGAUAGCUCUGAUAAUGGAAGCUUUGAUGAGAAAUCUGUGGAAGAUUUGACCAACAGUGCGUCAAACUCCCCUACCCACAGUUCCCCACGCUUAGGACACACUUUCACCUCAAGGAAAGCUCUGAGAUACUCGCGUCUGCUCAGCCAGAAGAACCACCUGCACCUCUGCAUUAUGUGCCUCCGCGCCAUAAUGAACUACCAGUUAGGGUUUAAUCAGGUAAUGGCUCAUCCCAGCUGUGUCAAUGAAAUCACCCUGAGUCUCAACAACAAGAGUGCCAGGACUAAAGCUCUGGUUCUGGAGCUCCUUGCUGCAGUGUGUUUGGUUCAAGGAGGUCAUAAAAUGAUUAUUGCAGCCUUUAAUAAUUUCAAAGAGGUGUGUGAAGAGAAAGACAGAUUCGAGAAACUCAUGGAAUAUUUCACAAAUGAAGACAACAACAUUGAUUUCAUGGUGGCUUGUAUGCAGUUUAUUAACAUUAUAGUGCACUCAGUGGAGAACAUGAACUUCAGAGUAUAUUUACAGUAUGAGUUUACACAACUGGGACUAGACAGCUAUCUGGAGAAGUUAAAUGACACUGAGAGUGAGAGGCUACAGGUGCAGAUUCAAGCGUAUCUGGAUAAUGUGUUUGAUGUUGGAGCGAUGUUAGAGGAUGCCGAGGCCAAAAAUACAAUAAUAGAACAUCUAGAGGAGCUGCAAGAACAAAACACACAGUUAAACACUAGACUGCAGCAAUGUGAGAGUGAAGCUGUGGAGAAGACAUCUGAACUCGAGAAACAGCUCACACAGAGUAGGAAAGAGGUGGAACUUCUGAAGGACAGUGUGAAGGAGACACAGGCUCAGCUCGCUCAGCUGCAGCAGAAGGAGAAAGAGAGAGAGAAACAAAUUGAGAAGGAGCAGGAGCGUGAGAGAGAGAGACAGCACUCUGCUAAAGCUCUGACCGAGCUGGAGAAGAUGGUUCAGGUUCUGGUGGAUCGAGGUCUGAUCCGCAUGGAGAGAUCUGAAUCCGGUUCUCUGGAUUUACACAUUAUACCAGCCGCAGACACAACAGAUAAGAGUAUAACGGAAAUAAAGGCCUCACCUGUGACACAGUCUCCGCCCCCUCCUCCUGCCCCCGCCCCUCCACCACCUCCUCCUCUGCCCCCUAUGAGUGUAGCUCCGCCCUCUUCGUCCCCUCUACCUGGGAGGACGAUUUGUUUUGUGAAAGGUAAGAAGCCAAUCAAGACUAAGUAUCGUAUGCCACUGCUUAACUGGCAGGCUCUCAUGGAGGAACAGGUGGCCGGCACUGUCUUCACAGAGCUGGAUGAUGAAAGUGUGCUUGGGGAGUUAAAUAUGGACGUCUUUGAGGAGUUGUUUAAAACUAAAGCUCAGUCUGCUCCUGUUAAUGUCGGCACUCUGAAAGUGAAAGUGGCUCAUAAAACAUCCAGUAAAAUCACCCUACUGGAGCCCAACAGGGCCAAAAACCUCGCCAUCACCCUGCGCAAAGGAGGCAUGAGCACCGCGCAGAUCUGCACUGCGAUCCAAACGUAUAAUCUUGAUUUGCUAAAGUCAGAUUUUCUGGAGCUGCUGGAGCGCUUCAUCCCAUCUGAUUAUGAGCUGAGGUUGAUUGAGAAAUAUGAGCGUGAAGGACGUGCCCUUCUGGAGCUGUCGGAGGAGGACCGAUUCAUGGUGGCCUUCAGCAAAAUCCAGCAUCUGCCACAGAGAAUCAGCACGCUGACAUUCAUGGGCAACUUCAGCGAGAGCAUCCAGCUACUAAGGCCUCAAUUAAAUGCCAUCAUCGCUGGGUCCAUGUCAAUCAAAUCCUCCAGCAAACUCAAGAAGAUUCUAGAGAUCAUUCUUGCGUUUGGGAAUUACAUGAACAGUGGGAAGAGAGGAUCAGCAUAUGGAUUUCGACUCCAAAGUCUGGACCUGCUUCUGGACAUGAAAUCCACAGAUCGAAAACUGACACUCUUGCAUUUCAUCGUCAGCAUCAUACAAGAAAAAUAUCCUCAACUACAGAACUUUCACACUGAACUACACUGUCUGGAUAAAGCUGCACUGGUCUCUCUGGACAGCAUCCUUGCAGAUGUUCGAUCUCUGGAGAAGGGAAUGGAGGUGGUGCGUAAGGAGUUUCUCCAGCAGAAGGACAGCGCUGUCCUCACAAACUUCAUGUCCAAUAACGGCAGUCUGCUGGACUCUGUGGUCAAAGACAGCAAAACUGCAGAGGAGGUCUAUCACUCAGUGGUGGAGUAUUUUGGAGAGAAUCCCAAAUCCACACCUCCUUCUGUGUUCUUCCCGGUUUUUGCCAGGUUUAUCAAAGCAUAUAAGCUGGCCGAACAGGAGAAUGAACAGCGCAAGAAGAAAAUCUCGGAGACUGAUUUUGGCACAGAUUUGCCCACCUCUGACCCUCCCAUGAGCACAGCAAUGCCAUCGAUGCCACGCGUCCCUCAGGUGGAUCUGAUCGCAGAGCUGAAGCGCAGGCAGAUGACGCCGCUCUUAACAAAACUCAAAGAACAGAAAGCCAAUGCCCUAACCACAGAUUUGAGGAACCAGCCGUACAUCAGAGCAGACGGAGCAAGACGAAGCGCCAAAUGGAAACCAGCUCAGCAGCUUCCCGUGUCGUCUGACAUCUCUCUGUGAAACACACACAGCUCAAAGCAUCCCGCGACGAACCCACACCACACAUGAAGCCAAAAACAGUUUACAAGAAACAUUUAAACAGCUACAUUAAGCUAUUUGUAUAUCUAAAUUAUAAAAGUUCAACUAUUUAUGUACAAUUUAGCAAACAACUUGGCGAAUCUCAAGAAACCUGUCAAAAACGUGCUUGAAUAUUUUAUACAUAUCACCCCAAAAUUACAAAAAUAAAAUUAAGAAAUUUGAAGAAUUUAAAUGUGCUUUCAAAAUUUGGCAAAAUUUUUUUUUUAAAAUUUUAACGUGUUUAUAUAUCAUUUCACCCAAAAAUUUAUAAAAUGAAGAAUUUGAACAUGCUUAUGUAUUUCAUAUUUAGCCCUAAAAUUAAAAGAAAAAAUUGGAAAUUUUUCUAGAAUUUAAACAAGAGCUUGUAUAUUUUAUACUUCGCAUCAAAAUUUACAAAAGUAAGAAAUUGAAAGAAUUUGAACAUGCUUGUAUAUUUCAUACUUUGCAUCAAAAUUAAAGGUAAAAAAAUAAAUUUUAAAAAUUUGAACGUGCUCAUAUUUCAUAUUUUGCCCCAAAAUUUUUUAAAGAAAUGUGAAGAAUUUAAAUGUGCUUGUAUAUUUCAUAAUUUUUCCCCAAAUUAAAAGAAAAAAAUAUAUAUAUAAAUUUGAAGAAUCUGAACAUGUGCACGAAUAUUUCGUAUUUCGCCGCAAAAUGUAUAAAAAAAUUUAAGAAAUUUGAAGAAUUUGAACGUUCUUAUACAUUUUAUAUUUUGCCUCAAAAUUAAAAGAAACAAUUACAAAAUUUGAAGAAUUUAAACAUGUGCUUGUAUAUUUCGUAUU